Messenger RNA from Phodopus roborovskii (desert hamster), 1136 nucleotides. It is a transcript of the gene Wif1, whose product is annotated as WNT inhibitory factor 1. NCBI's taxonomy places the organism in Eukaryota, Metazoa, Chordata, Mammalia, Rodentia, Cricetidae. Gene Ontology annotation, biological process: anatomical structure development. Gene Ontology annotation, molecular function: signaling receptor binding. Bases 1 to 1113 code for a protein of 370 amino acids. Gene Ontology annotation, cellular component: cell surface; extracellular region. The transcript is spliced from 10 exons. The record is from RefSeq and is a predicted model, not a curated record.
AUGGCCGGGAGAGGUGCUGAUCCAGCUUCAGCGCUCCUGAUCUGUAGCAUCCUCCUCCCUUGCCUGCUCCUCCUGCGAGCAGACGCGGGGCAGCCGCCGGAGGAGAGCUUGUACCUGUGGAUCGACGCCCAUCAGGCGAGAGUGCUCAUAGGAUUUGAAGAAGACAUUCUGAUUGUCUCAGAGGGGAAAAUGGCCCCAUUCACACAUGAUUUCAGGAAAGCCCAGCAGAGAAUGCCAGCCAUCCCUGUCAAUAUCCGUUCUAUGAAUUUUACCUGGCAAGCUGUGGGGCAGGCAGAAUACUUCUACGAAUUCCUGUCUCUUCGCUCCCUGGAUAAAGGCAUCAUGGCAGACCCAACUGUCAAUGUCCCUCUGCUGGGAACAGUGCCUCACAAGGCAUCAGUCGUUCAGGUUGGUUUCCCGUGUCUCGGCAAACAGGACGGGGUGGCAGCAUUUGAGGUGAACGUGGUUGUCAUGAAUUCUGAAGGCAACACCAUCCUCCAGACCCCUCAGAAUGCUAUCUUCUUUAAGACAUGUCAACAAGCCGAAUGUCCCGGAGGGUGUCGAAACGGCGGCUUUUGCAACGAAAGGCGAGUCUGUGAGUGUCCCGAUGGGUUCUACGGGCCCCACUGUGAGAAAGCCCUCUGCAUACCCCGGUGCAUGAACGGCGGGCUGUGCGUUACUCCUGGUUUCUGUAUCUGCCCACCUGGGUUCCACGGCGUCCACUGUGAUAAAGCAAACUGCUCAGCCACCUGCUUUAAUGGAGGUACCUGCUUUUACCCAGGAAAAUGUGUUUGCCCUCCAGGACUCCAGGGAGAGCGGUGUGAGAUGAGCAAAUGCCCACAACCGUGCCGAAAUGGAGGUAAAUGCAUUGGUAAAAGCAAAUGUAAGUGUCCCAAAGGUUACCAAGGAGACCUCUGUUCUAAGCCGGUCUGCGAGCCUGGCUGCGGAGCACAUGGGACCUGCCACGAACCCAACAAAUGCCAGUGUCGAGAGGGCUGGCACGGAAGACACUGCAACAAAAGGUAUGGAGCCAGCCUCAUGCAUGCCCCGAGGCCAGCAGGCGCCAGGCAGGAGGAGCGGCGGGAUCCACCUGAAUCCAAUUACAUCUGGUGAACUCCACCAGCCGAAACGGUUCA